Molecule: messenger RNA, 3387 nt
Organism: Fusarium oxysporum Fo47
Lineage: Eukaryota; Fungi; Ascomycota; Sordariomycetes; Hypocreales; Nectriaceae
Product: HET domain-containing protein
Exons: 1
Coding region: 1-3387 (1128 amino acids)
Source: RefSeq, a predicted model, not a curated record
AUGGAUAACUGGCACACAACACAAUGCACAAAGCCCGACGUUGCCAUCUUUCCAGGACUUGAUGUUCCGGCAUGUAUGAACUGCGGAGAAAUUUGCCCUUCUGAUCGAGCGGACAACAAACACAACGAUGAACUUCAGAUUCCAUCAGCGUGCAAGCGGUCUGCUAUGCAGUUGAACUGGCCACCAUCGAUUAAAUAUCAGGAUUACGCUUACCGCAAUGAUCCUGAUGGCUCGUUGCACAAGGCUCUGGUUUCACUGGUUGACCAAGAAUGGUGCAAACAGGAACCAGACAAGCAGAGGCCUUGCUCUUCCAUCAUCAAGACAGCCCAGACUCCAUCUUCGCAAGUAAGCAAGACCUCAUAUGAGUCCCUUGAUGGUACAAAGAUACGUCUUUUGCGAUUGUACAAAGGACACUUUGGGGAUUGCUUGCACGGAGAAUUUGAAACUAUCAGCCUUCAGAACCAAGACGCAGAGCCAGAAGAGCCAGAAAUGAUAUCGUCAGAUGGAAUGGAAAAUCCUACGUCAUAUGAAGCAGUUUCAUAUACCUGGGCCAAAGGAAAUGGCAAACGGGAAAAGGACCACGCCAUAUUCAUCGGAAAUCGUUGGGACAUACUUCCAAUUACUGAGAACUGCUUUGAUGCCUUGCAAAACUGUCGACUUAAUGACCGAGAUAGACGCCUGUGGGUUGACGCAAUCUGUAUCAACCAGUCAAACAUUUCUGAAAGGACUCACCAAGUCGGCAUGAUGAGAUAUAUAUACUCAACCGCCAGCCGCGUUCUGAUAUACCUGGGGAUAGGCGAUACUGGGAGCGGCUCGGAAAUCACGGAUGACCCCGAGAUUCUCAGUGGCAACCCAUAUUUCUCGCGUAUAUGGGUGGUACAAGAGAUUGCGUCUGCGAAACAGGCGCUGGUUUUGUAUGACCGCAAAGCCAUGCACUGGGACUUUUUCCACGGGAACCUGCAGCGCUUGUAUAGUAAGAGAUGGAUGCGGAACUUCGGAUCUGCCCGGCAGAUCGAUGAUGCUCAUGAGUUCUUGACCCUGCUCGGGGAUACGCGGGACUGCAAUGCUUCAGAUCCAAGGGACAAGAUCUUCGCCUUACUUGGGCUGUGGAAGAGGCCUCUGGAGCCGGAUUACACGUUAUCGCCUCAAGUUGUGUACACGGGACUGGCUUCCAUGCUUGUAACGGACAAAAGUUGGGAAGUGGUAGCGCUAUUACUUGAUAUGGCGACCCAUGGCUGCUCGAUGCUUGGCCUCCCUUCAUGGGUUCCCGAUUGGAGCGAAAAGAGUCAAUGGCCGUGUCAAGGGCAAUGGAAAAGCAAUCUUUCCUUACCCAUGAAGGCGCGGCCAAGGCGUGCUGGGAGGUUUCGAAUUCAUCGCCAAACUGGCUCUUUAAGUGUUCUUGCCGCUGAGAUCGACAUAUUGGCCCCAUACCUCUCCUGUGGGUUCCGGUCGACCACUAAUGGGAUUCUUACGAUAAACGCCGGAUGCAUUCAGGUUUCAAUAGCCCCUGAUGUUCUAUCCAAAUGCGAACCGACUGAUAGUAUCUUUUAUCUUUCCAAGUACGGAUUCUGUCUAAUCCUGCGGAAGAAAGCCGACCCCAAUGUCUAUAUUCUUAUAGGGCUUUGCGGAUACUCGUGCCUAUCUGACAGUCAACAUCAGUCAGUAGAACUCGAUGACAUCAGAUAUCUCCAGGAAUGGGCGUGGCUUUUAUCGCUCGGUGAACAACGGUUUUGGUCUGAGCUUGCCCCCUUGAGAAAAGCACAGAUCUGCUGGGGGGCUCUCCGAAGGCAGAGGAAGCUGGAAACUCGAACGACUCUUCAGAGGAUUGUCAGAAAAGCCCAUUUCCUGAAAAGAUCGCGUGAUCUAGUUCUGGAAGAGCGACAUGCCAUGGAGUAUUACAGCAAAGACAAAAGUCGAGUGAGGGAAUUCUUCCAACGCCAAUGGAUGAAGAAUUAUAGGAGAUGGAAGCAAGCAGACGAGCUAUUAGCUGUGGAUUAUAAAAAAUGCAGAGAACUAACCAAGAAAUUGCUUCCAGGCUAUAGAAGCCUAGAGCCAUUGCAAGCAGCGUCCACCCAACCGCCACUGGGACAGUCGAUGUGGCUUCCAGUGUCUUUCUACUGGUUUACAAUAUGGAAAGGCAGUACUCAAUAUGAGACAACCGACCUUUAUACUAAAUACCGGUUGCUCGCGGCCUGCGCUUCCAGGAAUAUCCCAUUACCCCCUAUACAUUUAAUCACGGAUAAGAAGAGCCAUAUUUCGCUUUCGCUUGGCCUGGAACUUGAGAACGGUCUACGAGAUCUACAGAGAGUAGCAAAGGAGCACUUCCCGCAAGAAGUGCCAGCUGAUGAGAAGAUCGUGGUAUCCCGCAAUCUAACGGCCUCUUAUCGCCUCGAUUUCACAGAAGAGGAGUGGGCCAUUCUUCUGCGUUGGUUGUCCAGGCCAACUUCACCAAGCUAUGAUAUGCUAAAAUAUGGAUCGAAAAUGGAUGCUCCGUUGAUUUGGGAAAGCGGGUUUGUUACACAAUGCCAACUUGAUGAAGCUCACAGUUUGCUGGAUGAUAACUUUAAUCACCAGAUGGCAGCACUAUCCUCCUCGUCCCACAGUGAAGCAUCCCUUGACAAGUUUUUUGAACUUGUAUAUCGUGAGCAGUUCGAACUGCUUUGGUUAUUUGUCUUUCGUUCACACUUGCGGCUUAUCAAAAGGCUUCGUGGUUACAGUCUCGAUAAUCUCGGUGCCGGGUUUGCACGCUCCUUGUUCUGGAGAUUUGACCGUAGCAUCGGCAAGGCUUGUCAGCUUGUUGGAAAUGUCCCUCUCACACAUGACAAGAUUGAAGAGCAAUGGGCCAGGUUCCUUAAUUGGCUCACACAACAAUCGUUUAAGGUGCCAGCGCAGGAAAUACCAUCGCAAGCGUAUGAUCAGCGACCGAGGUUGUUGAUUGAACAAGAAAGGGGCGACGAAUAUGAAGGGGACUACUGCCUGUCAAUCAUAGAAUGUGAUGGAUUGUUUAUUAUGAGGAACAGACCAGAGCCUCCUCAUCUGAAGUCUCAGACAUUUUAUGCGGAACAGAUGUUAUCUGAACUUAUUUAUUCCGAAAUUUGGCGACGAAGGCUUCCAGAGAGAGUGUUUGCUUUUCUAUUCGACGACGCUGAGAACACUCCUCAGCCAACGAAAUCUGGAUGCACAGGUUUGGAAGAACUAUUUGCCCGCGAUCAGCUAUCCAUUUGCGGCAAGCCUUUCACCCAAUAUUGGAGACAGGAGUCUAAGUCGUGGAAGGUCGUGGAGCAGUACAUUUCGGAAUCACAGUGGCAUAUGAGUUGCAUGAAAAUGGAUCUCUUGCGCGGAUCGAAGGAGAAGAGAGAUAUGUACGAGGAAAUUGUUAUUAUUUGA